AGGACCAGCGAAAGCUGAAGAAGGGGUAAAUAAUCCGCGUGCGAGCCAUGCCAAUGCCUUCUUCGGUGCUGGCCAGUCGAAUCACCGUUGGUCGCGGCAUCGCUACUAAAAUCUCGGUUUGAAAACAGUAAUUUUUCACUGGUUCACUGCUCUAUUACAGUAACAAAACUUUGUGAAUAUUUCCCUUGUCUGAAUGAGUUUAAACGGACUAAAAAACGCUUUAUCGAUAAAACACUUUCAUCAGAGGAAUUAGUUGUUUAGUCGAAGACUACAGUGUGUGAUUUUAAACUGGUUUUCGUUAUAGAAUUUAAGGAUAUGCUAUUUUUCAUAUUAAUGUUUGCUAUUUAAGAGGAUUGAGGAAACAUGUUAGCUAUGGAAUAUGGCACCGUUGGCGUUCAGCAACAUAAGUAUGCCUGUUCGACUGUGUCUUCAGAUACACUCAGCGAAAGUUGUGGUAGUAGGAAUAAUAGAAUACGAACAGUCAGGCUGGUGAGGCCUUCUCAUGGACUUUUACCACCACCAGGAUUGAACUACCGCCAUGGUCCGUCUUUGGGCUUCAGUAUUAGAGGCGGUCGAGAACAUGGUACUGGGAUUUUUGUAUCUUACGUAGAAAUUGGAUCCGAAGCUUACAAUCAAGGCCUUAGAGUGGGAGAUCAAAUUAUCCGCAUUAAUGGGUUUACUGUAGACGAUGCGGUUCAUAAAGAAGUACUUCAGCUAAUAUCCAAUCACACUCAUGUAACGCUUAAAGUUAGAGGUGUGGGAAUGAUACCAGUUAAAGACCGAAGAACUGACACCUUGAGUUGGCAAAUCGUCACAGAGAGUAGUUCACCGAUCAGAGAAUCGCCACAGCUGGGAGAUAAACUUAGCGAUGUCAGAAUAAACAUAAUGGUGGCUCCUAAAAGCAAACUUGGCUGCGGGAUAUGUAAAGGUCCUGAAUGGAAGCCAGGGAUAUUUGUGCAAUUCACAAAGGAAGGAGGGGUUGCUAGAGAAGCAGGACUGCGACCUGGUGAUCAAAUCUUAUAUGCCAACAACAUUGAUUUUUCGGAUAUUCCAUUUAAUGAGGCGGUCAAUUUAAUGAAGUCUUCGCGACAGUUAAGCUUGAUCGUUCGAAAGUCGGCCGGCUCCGAGUUGUUUCCCGGUGAGUCAAGCGGCUACAACAGCUCGGCCAGCUCUGUUACCGGAGACCAAAGUCCCUCUUGGUCCGACUCCAAAAGACUUUCCAUCGUGAAAGAGGAGAAUUUGGAUUUGGGAGAACGACUUAACCAUUUGGACAAGUACAAAAACCUUGUAAAUGCAGAAAAAUGGGAUGCAUGGGAUGACGAGCCAGACGAGAAACCCCUAUUUAAGCCUACUAUAAUUAACUUGUCCGAAAAAGGAAGUAUCAUUCGCAACAAUGGUUCAGAUGAACCAGUCAUAGAAGAGUAUGAGACAUAUAAUCGCAGCAUUCCUUCACGAAGUGGUGGAAAUGGCUUAAGCAUACCUCCAAUGCCAACUAAAAUCAAUGGCAUUUGUGACGAGUUGUAUGCUGUAACACAAAAGCAAACCGAACCUAAAACAGUGGUGGUAGAAGUCCACAAACAAGAUCAAAACGAGAAUUACAAUGUACAAAAUGGCCAUUUGCAGUUAGGAAAAAGCGCGUCGACGAGUAGUUUCUGUAGUAUAGCCAGCAAGAGCAGCUAUACGGGUAGUUUUACAAGUAGCAUGACAAAUAGUAGUUUAUCUUCCGCCAUUACGCAAGAAAUUCAAAGAAGAGCACAGAAAAAAGUCACAGAUCAACAAGGUCCUUCUAUAGAUGAACAAUUGCAGAAGAAGAAAAUUUUGAUGAAUGUCAACAAUGAUCAUCAUUAUCAACAUAAUAAAUUAAUGGAUGAAUUCAAAAGAGCCCAUCAAAAGAUGUUUAAGCCAAACGAAUCUGGCGAUAAUCAAGAUAUACCUAACGAAAAUAUGGAUCGCAUAAACAGUAAUAUCAGCAACAAUGAAUUGUCGCAUAAACUAUCUGAAAGAUUGCUCACUUUACAAAAUGAAGAUAAAAACGAAUCAAAAAGACUGAAUUUAACUCAAAUUAAAUCCACCAAUUGCACACCACCACUGCCACCACCUCCACCAGAGAAAAAUGCCAACUUUAACAGCAGUACCAUUUCAACUCCAGCAUCGUCCAUUGCUUCAUCCCGAACAAAUACGCUCAAGCAGUUGAAAACUAACACAAGGGCUCCUCCAGUACCUACGAAAUGCUCAGUUCUUUCGUAUAACCAGAAUCGAGUGCAUACCAAUCAGCCUCCUCCGUGUCCUACCCCGGAUUACGACACAUUGAGUCUUGCCAGUACCGUUUCUAGUGGCGCUGCAGUGUUUAGGCGACCUGUUAGCCAGAAAAUCCUCAAAGACAAUAAUAAGGAAAUGCAGCCUACAGAUUCUUAUAAAUCUAGCAAUUCGUUGGACAUUAUGCCUAAGCAUCCAAGUACAAAUUGUGCAAAAACUAGUACCAUUAGAAAGUCAAGACCUAUAAGUGUGACGAUUGGGGAAUAUCCGUCCAUGAGAAAACAACCGGGUAAAUUGGAUUUUAUUCAGAAUGGCGGGAAAGACAGUUUAGACGUGAGACAAGAUGAAAGUUUGGGUAGUCGAUUGACAUCGGAACUGACGCAGACCUUGAAUAGGUCAAAUCUUAGAAAACGGACAGAAUCAAUGGAAAAUUUAUUGAGCGAGUCUCGAAUUCCCACACGAAUCAAGGCUCAAAACAAUGGCGGCGUUCGAAUUUCCUUGAAUAAUAUGUCUAAGGCGUUUACCAAAUCCACCAGUGAUUUAACUAAGUCAUCAGGAAAUGACAGGUACGAGACGAUGCCCCAUAGAAGAACAAGUCGCAUCACGGUAAACGCCAAUUUAAAUAAAAGCAGUGAAACGCCAAGCGGUAUAUUAAAAAAUGUAGCCGUCGAUUCAGGAAAGAACCUUACUGCUCAAAAAUCCAUCACGUUCGGAGAAAUGCCAAUCCUGAUUAAAGAAAAGACUCCUACGACAACAUGAACCUCCGACUGUUAGCUGCAGUGCAAUUGUGUGUACACUUUACAAAUAUUAAGCUAAGUCAAGCAAUUUAUAUAUAUUUUUUGUAUAAUUUAUUUUAAUACAUAUACGAAUCUAGGUUAUGUUAUUUAAAUUAAAACCAAUUUAAUAUUCGUGCCGAUUUUAAUUGUGAUAAUAAUUUUCCCAUCUACUCUGUAUUUAUUUUUAUAACAACAUUUAUAUUGCCAAUAAAAUA
Sitophilus oryzae (rice weevil) is the source of this 3247-nucleotide messenger RNA. RefSeq lists its product as uncharacterized. The record is from RefSeq and is a predicted model, not a curated record. The transcript is spliced from 14 exons. Gene Ontology annotation, cellular component: stereocilium tip; plasma membrane; stereocilia ankle link complex. NCBI's taxonomy places the organism in Eukaryota, Metazoa, Arthropoda, Insecta, Coleoptera, Curculionidae. Gene Ontology annotation, molecular function: protein binding. Bases 364 to 3015 code for a protein of 883 amino acids. Gene Ontology annotation, biological process: rhabdomere development.